Molecule: messenger RNA, 2450 nt
Organism: Erpetoichthys calabaricus (reedfish)
Lineage: Eukaryota; Metazoa; Chordata; Cladistia; Polypteriformes; Polypteridae
Product: lysosomal acid lipase/cholesteryl ester hydrolase-like
Exons: 10
Coding region: 474-1682 (402 amino acids)
Biological process (GO): lipid metabolic process
Molecular function (GO): hydrolase activity, acting on ester bonds
Source: RefSeq, a predicted model, not a curated record
ACAGCUAAUUGGUGGAUCAGCCUCAAGAAGCAUGGACCCAGAGAUGUCCAAAAUCCUAUAGAGGAUCAGUUUUAAACAGUUACUCAAAGUAGCCAGCCCAGCGGGUCACAAUUGCAGCAAAUGGAACCAUCCUUGAUGCCAAAAGACCCCAGUGCCAUUUUGGUAGGCUUUCUCAAUCUUUAAUAUUCAUGUGUGAACUCUGUAUUACUUUCAGAAACAUAAAUGUGGAAGGAACUGUACUAAAUUUAGAAGUGAAAUUCACAAUCAUGUGUCUGCAGACCAUAAGAUUUUAUAUAUUAAUAGUUAGCUUUUGCAGAUUACAUCCGGAACAAGUACUUAGUGUAUUGUUUAUUAAAGGGGAGGCAUAUAAAUAGAAGGGCAGAUCGUAAUGCACUGUGUCAUAACCAGUUAUAUAUAACCUUGCUCUUCUUUUAGAACACUAUCAGGGCCUAAUUGAUCCAACAAAAGAGACUAUGACACUGCUCUGCCUCCCUGUUCUGGUGCUUAUCAUCUUGGGAAUAGUACAAUGCACAUUAUCUUUAAGACUACCAAAAAGGUUUAUGGAUCCUGAAGUGAACAUGAACAUUAGUGAGAUCAUUUCGUAUUGGGGCUACCCAGCAGAGGAGCAUGAAGUGACCACAGAAGAUGGCUAUAUUCUUAGCAUUAAUCGAAUCCCAACUGGCAAAAACAUAUGCAAUCUGAAAGGAAGUAAAGGACCGAGGCCAGUAGUAUUUCUACAGCACGGACUGUUGGCUGCUGGCAGCAACUGGGUAACAAACCUGCCAAGCAACAGUCUGGGAUUCAUCUUGGCUGACGCCGGUUAUGAUGUGUGGAUUGGUAACAGUCGGGGUAAUACAUGGUCUAGAAAGCACGUCACACUCAGCCCACAGGAGAACAAGUUCUGGGCUUUCAGUUAUGAUGAAAUGGCUAAGAAGGAUCUCCCUACAGUAAUAAACUUCAUCACUAAUGCUACUGGGCAGCCUCAGAUCUACUAUGUUGGUCACUCUCAAGGUACCACAAUAGGCUUUAUUGCCUUUUCCUCCUUGCCAGAGCUAGCAAGCAAAAUCAAAAUGUUUUUCGCUCUGGCACCCAUUGCUACAGUUGCCUUUCCUUCCAGUCCUUUGACCAAAUUGUCUCUUUUGCCAGAGUGGCUUAACUGGAAACUGUUUGGCAGGAAGGUAUUUUUUCCUCAAACUAAAAUCACAAGUUGGCUGGCAAAUCAGUUCUGUAGCCGCAGCCUUGCAAAUGAUCUUUGCGGAAACAUUUUUUUUGUCUUAUAUGGGUUUAAAGAAAGUAAUCUUAAUAUGUCUCGCACCUCUGUGUAUAUGUCACACAGUCCUGCUGGCACAUCUGUGAAAAAUAUGAUUCACUGGCGUCAGGCAGUGAAGACUGGAACGUUGCAAGCAUUUGACUACGGCAGGGCAGGAAACUUGGCACGCUACAAACAGACAAGACCUCCUUUGUAUCACAUUAGUGGUAUGAAAGUUCCUACGGCUGUCUGGUCUGGUGGCCAUGAUGUCUUAGCAGAUCCAAAAGAUGUGAGUUUGCUUCUUUCUCAAAUACCCAACCUGGUGUAUCAAAAAGACAUUACUCAUUGGAAACACUUGGAUUUCAUCUGGGGCUUGGAUGCUUCAAAGCUAUUAUACCACAAUAUUGUGAAAAUCAUGAAGAAGUAUGAUUAAAUAUUUUAGAAAGCAACCAUUCUCUGUAUACAUGAAUUUGUUAUCUGAAGUGUAUGUUUUAUUAUUAAAUUAAAUUUAAUGGCUACCUUCGCAAAUACAUUAGUAAGGCUAUGGAAAAGGUGGUCCAAAAUGAACCUAUCAAAUAUAGUUCAACACUUUCCUGAUGAUGGGCAAAGAAAAUCAUUCAAUGGUAUUUAACAUUUAUAUUAUUCAUACAGAGCUAAACAUUGUACAGUAUAACUUAAUGAAUAGUUACUGUAAGUUUAUUAUCGGAGGUAAUCUAGGAAAGGGGAAAAACCUGAUGUAGCAGUUGGCACUGCUGCCACACAGUUUGAAAAGCCUGGGUUUGAAAGCUGACCUGGAAGGUAUCUACUGUAAGUGGGGUUUACAUGUUCUCUGUGGCUGCUCCACCAGGUACUUCCAUUUUCGUUUCAUAUCUCCAAAACAUGCAUGUUUAGUCGGCUGGCAACUGUAUGAAUGUGUGAGUGUGUCCUGUGAUGGAACAGAGCUUCUUCCAGGAAUGUUUCCUAUCUUGGACAUAUUGCUGCCAGAAAAGGCAAGGAAAAAUCAUGGAUGAAUGUAUGAGCAGUUGCGAUGAUGUUACCACAGAAUGGUAGGUGUAAAUCUGAAUUGAGUUACAUAACUAGAAGAAAAUUAAACUAUUCAACCUUCUGAAGAGAUCACAUAAAAUGCCCUAUCUAUAAAUACAGUAUAUUUAAUUUCAGUGACAUGCACUAUGUGAAUGAAUUAUCCCAAUAUAAUUUGUGG